Drosophila elegans is the source of this 3126-nucleotide messenger RNA. RefSeq lists its product as uncharacterized. Gene Ontology annotation, biological process: cell-cell adhesion. Lineage: Eukaryota; Metazoa; Arthropoda; Insecta; Diptera; Drosophilidae. The record is from RefSeq and is a predicted model, not a curated record. The coding region runs from base 670 to 2076 and encodes 468 amino acids. Gene Ontology annotation, molecular function: protein binding. The transcript has 7 exons.
UCGAACGCAACGGUACAUGGGCGGUGCAUGGCGAACAGUACUCAGUGCCCCCGAUAACAAUAGCUUUCUCCGAACACCGAACUGCAGUUAAAUUAAAUAAAUAAAAUUAUAUUUUUUUCAAGUUCAAAUACAUACAGAGUAAAAGUUGCCUAAAUAUUUAUUAUAACAACAAUAAUAAGUAGUGCUUAAAUUCCCGAAAAUCAGCAGCCGUAUUUUGAAAUUACGUCAAAAGGAGUCGCGAAAGAAGAAGAGCCAGAGGAGAGAGGAGAAGACGAAGACAAAGAGGCAGAGGCAGAGAAAAGGAGAGAGCCGAAAAGAAGAACAAUAACAACCAAGCGAACGCACGCGAUAGGAGUAACUGUAAAUGUGAAAGGAUAAAAUAGGAGAAACCCGAAAUCAGCGAAAGGACUUUUUUUUUUGGUUGGUUUUUGUUUUUGGCGCGUCGUCGCCGUUUUGCCUUUUGUUUUUAUUAUUUUUGCCGUUCGUUCGUGUGCCCUUGUUGAUUGCUUUGCAGCCGGCUUUGGCCAACAACAACAACAACAAAAAAGAAAAGGAAAGAAAAGAGAGAGAGGGUGAGGGAGAGAGAGAGAGGGGGUGCAAGCAAGAGGGCGAUACCUAACCACUAGGCUACCAAGCAGCUAGAGCUUAUGUAAAGCGUGCUAUGGAAGCAUGUCGUCCACUUCCAGCUCCGUGCUAACGUUGUCGUCGUUUAAUCUAUUAUUUUUCACCCAAGUGCUCACGGUUCUCAGCUCGACGAUCAAGUACAACGAAUACGCAACGGACAAGGGCGGCAAUGUGAGCAUACCCUGCAUAGCCCAGGGCAACAUCAUGUGGGUGAAAGAGCACGGCAACAACAGCACAAUAGUCCAGUCUGGUCGUGUUUUGGUGCUGCGCAAUGUGAGCACGACGGAUGCUGGAAUUUACGUCUGCUUUGCCUCGCUGCCACGCCCAUCGACAACUGCAACUGCAGCAUCAGCAACUACCUCACCGCAAAAUCAGCAGGAGAACACUGUGAAAGCAUCCCAGCCAGUGGAGGUUGAGAAUGGCAGCUCCAAGGACUCCCAGCAGGAAACCCAAGUGGAGCAGAAGGAGCAGGAGGAGUUGGAGGUGGAGUACCAAGCGAAACAGCGAACCAAGCUCGUCGUUCGCACGGUUCCCGGUCCGGUGUCGCAGCUCUACUUCAAGGCCUCCACCAUACUGGGCUUCCUCAUUUGGCGCUUCAACAAGACCCAAUCCGGGGGCUAUCCGGUACGCAGCUUUACGGCGGAGUACCGCAAUGUGUCCUACAAAACGCCGCCGGCGAACGCCAGUUUCGAGCACGCCUGGAGCAGGAUGGAUCCCAUCAACAUAGCCUUUAAUGUGCGUCAAAUGGAGGUCUAUCGCCUGGCACCCAACACCACAUAUGAGUUUCGGAUAUGGGCCAACAACGAGCUGGGCAGCGGCGAGGUGGUGACCACCAAUGUGACCACGCUGCCGGAGACCAAGGAGGAGGAUCUCAUACGCCUUAUAAAACCCGACCUAGACAAUUUCGAUCCGCGCAUUUGGAUAGUGGCCGUCAGCAUAGUGCUCGGAACCCUUGUGAUAUUAGCGAUCGGACUCUGCAUUGUGCUCUCCAAGGAGUGCUAUCAGUCGGCGCAAAUGGAACUGCAAGAUGGUUGGGACAGCAUUGAGCUUAUUCCGAACAUAAUACUUAAUCCCGGUUUCAGCGAGUCAGAUGGCGGGGGUCAAGGUCAGGGUCAAGGUCAGGGUCAGGAGGGCAACGAUCAGCAGGAGGUGGAGGACGAUGACGAUGUGGCCAUGCCCUUUCCGCGCACCAUCAUCUUUGGCCAACACCAUCGAACGCCUCCGCCGCCCCGUUUGCACCUGCCGCCGCAGCACCAUCACCUGCAACCCUUUGGCCAUCACCUGCAUCUGAAUCCCAACCAGAGCCACCACUACCAUCACAAUCAGCACCACAGUCGGCGGCAGGAGGAGGACGAUGACGACGACUACGAGGAGGAGCACGAGCCCACCAUGGAGCGAUUCAAGCGCAAAGUUUCCGUCUUCUUUACCGGCCCCACCAUCAAGCGGAUUUGAGACACAUUCGAGUACAAAAGUAAACACUUCUCACCCAGGUUGUUGUUGUUGCUGUGGCGUUUGGCGGUUUGAUCGGAUAGCUAGGAUCCAUAUAUAUAUACAUAUAUAGAGCUUGUCGAUUGAAACACUCGUUUUCACUUCGGUUUCCUAUCAAAGCUUGCAACAUGAUACAUACAGUUGCGGUCUAAGUAAUAGUAGUUUUUAAGCCUAUGGAAGUAGCAAUGAGAAAAAGUUUAAAAGCAACUUUAGAACAUAAUCCAAUUUAUUCCAAUUUACAGAUGAGUGAGAAUGCAAAUGGUUAUUUUGUUAAAUUGUUUUUAAAUCAUUUGAUAUAAAAUAUGGAAAUGUUAAUUUUAACAAAUUAUUAUUUAGAGACCCUUGAAAAGUAAUAUUUAUUUUUGGUAUUAUAUUUUUUAUGUAAUUUUAACUAUAGCCUACUGUUACUAUGAAUAUUAACAGUAUCGAAGAUUAUUUAUAGUUUGUAAGCAUUAUGAUAAAUGAAAAAAAAAAAUAUCCUAUGUUUUUGAGCACUUUGCAUAGUCAAACUACUAUUAUUUUGACCGCAGCUGUGCAUAAACAAAAAUCCCUGAGAGCGAAAUACUCGUACAGCCACUUUGAUUUAUUGCUCAUCGCUCUGCUUCUCCCAGUUCACUAUUAUAUAGUAUAUAUUAUAUACACGUAUUAUAUAUAUAAACCAAAACAAAUAUAUUGCUGUGAUACAAAUUCAAUUGAACGGACAUUGUAAGGAUUUACCAUAAACCACAUGAAACACCAUGUCAGUUAUUAACCAUCAUGAAUUUGCUGAACUCGUAGACAAAAAAAAAAAAAAAAAAAGAAAAUAAACCCAAUUGUAUUUUGCCUAGUUAAACACGCCAUCUGAGUUACAGCAACUGGAUUACUUAGAUUCAGAUAUAUAGCAUACAGUUUGCUUAGAGCCACAAAUGCAUCUGAGAAAUGAAGAAAAAUCCGAAAGAGAUCCCUUACCGAGUACUAAAUAAAAUGUUUUUCAUUUCAAAAUGUCCGUUGGUCUGUUAGCUUAAAUAAAAAUAG